This is a messenger RNA of Caenorhabditis remanei, 3153 nucleotides long. RefSeq lists its product as uncharacterized. The record is from RefSeq and is a predicted model, not a curated record. NCBI's taxonomy places the organism in Eukaryota, Metazoa, Nematoda, Chromadorea, Rhabditida, Rhabditidae. The transcript is spliced from 13 exons. The coding region runs from base 1 to 3153 and encodes 1050 amino acids.
AUGGUAUUUUCAGCUGCUCUAUUGUUUCUUUUGUCUUUCAGUAUCAUUGAAGUAAACGGGCAACAAUGUUUAAAUGGAGGAACUCCAAUUAACGGAACUGCAUGUCAGUGUCCAGCUUAUGUGGCAGGGGAACGUUGUGAAACUGUAAAAUGCCAGCGAUGGGGUGUUCCUGACAAGGAUCGAUGUGUUUGUGCACCCGGAUGGUAUGAUAAAUACUGUGGAAUCAGAGGAUGUAGACCACCAAAUGAAGGAAAUUUGGAUAAUUCGAAGAGGUCAAUCAUCGUUGUUUUCAAUACAAAAACCUCAAUGGCUGGACAAUUGGCCAGUCUGAAAAACAACUUUAAGGCAAUGGUUACCUCGAUAACUGAGAACUGGAAUAACAACAAUCAAACUGAGAAUUGGGUUGCUAAUUUCAUGUUUUACGGAUUUAUUCAAGGGUCACAACAGCUGACGAUCAGUACCAACUUCACUGAAAACCUCGAUGACUUUAUUAACUUUUUGGGUACUGUGCAACUUCAAGAUGGACCUGCAAAUCAACCUGUACUCGGUGCACUCAAGAAUUCUCAGCAAACUUUUCCCCUCAUGAAAUCUCAUGCAAUCGUUCUUGUAUUCACGGAUAGUCCUGCUUCGGAUGCGACUCCAUGGUCUCACAGAUUCGAAGACCGGAAUCUGGAGCAGUUAUGUCUCCAAAUCUCAUUUUUAUGGAGAUCCAAAGUCACUUUCCUAUUGUCAUUCCCACAAAACACUGAUUUCACUCAAGACGGAGUUGAUGUGUAUAGAAGACUUUCAAUGUCCACUCACGGGGAUUUCAUCAAUGUUAAGAGUGCUGAUGAGUCAUCUGAUAUCCUGAGAAAUGUCAUAUCUACCUUUUUCUUCCCUGAAAACGUCGGAGUUGGAUUUGGACUGAAUGAUGUGACAUCUUUAGAGCCCACUCCUGAUAACGCGGAUGACUGGGUUUUCACACUGCUGACAAAAGACUUCGGAGCUUCAUAUGAUCUACCUGAUGUUGCUGGAACAGUCGUAGUAACCCAGGGAACUAAUUACAAGCUGGUUGCCGGACAAAACAUGGAUGUUGUAAAUAUAACUUCAGUAAAGGGAACAUACAACUACCGUACUUAUCUUCAAUCAAAAAACACGCUUCUUUUCGAUUAUAACAGUGAUAUGAUGAUCGACGUGGGUAAUGGAAUUGUUCAUUUGGGUGUCACAAUGCACUCAACCAUUCGAACUUUUGGUUUUCCCGAUUAUCAAAGCAUGUCGUAUCAUGUCAUUCAAUCAAAUGAAAAACUUAUUAGAGAAGCGUUCAUGGCAUUCCGAAGACCACAAGAGGACUGCACUUUUGAAUGGGCUUUUGAUCCAUGGGUGAACACGGAUGAUUGUCCACCAGGGCCUAUUACACAAGUACAUCUGCUCAACUAUAAUGGUUAUUAUAAAGGAAGAGUUACUCCAGGAUACUGUGAUCAGAUUGCUCACUAUUCUCCCCAAGUUCAAGGGUACGUUGUCCCCCAUUCCAGACACAAUGAGAUUCGUGAAAAGACUCAAGCUAUCACUCCAUUUGAAUCAUGCUCUAUCACCGACAUAAAUGCUAUCGAUGAUCCACGUCUUGCUUCUCCAAACCAAUUCAUUUUCAUUUUGGAAUUGCACACAGCAAAUCAAAAUGUCUACAAGACUCUUGCAGCUGAAAUCGAACAAAUAGUGAACCUUGCGGAUUCAGUAACUGAGGAUUCUUACAAGAAAGAAUUCACACUGAUUGUUUUCAAUGACGUCAACUCGCGUGUGUUGUUCAGUUCGUACAAUCCUAAUAACUUUAUCAAAAAGUUCCGAGACGUUAUCGGUCAAUUGGAUUAUGCCAGCAAGUUGGAGAGUUCUCUCGGUCUUCUGUCAAUUGUUCAGGCUCAAAAACAGAAUAUCAAGCCAACAUCUCAAGUUUAUUAUUUCACAAAUCAAGCUACAACUUCAGUUGCACAAAUUGAUAGAGGAUGGGAUAUUAUUGACAGAAAAAUUGAGUUCAACUUCUUCACAAUUGCUGAUGGUGUUACAACUGAAAUAUUCGCACUACCAAAACAAUUGGAACUGGUUCAAAAGAUGACAAAUGGAAGAAUUAUUCCAUUGAAUCCAAAUGAGAAAACUUUAGUCAACUUGUUUGCUGACAUCAUGCCGAUGAAUGCCCUCACAACUGAUAACGAAAACUACGACUGUCAUACCACACCGUACACUCUUGACGCCUUUGUGGAGAACAACUCCGAUGCUACAGUCUUUCAAAUUGUUGGAACUGGACUGAAAGACGUUUCCAUUUUGGAUGCUGCUGGUACACCUGUCAAAGUUGACACAAGCACGCAUUUCCAGAACGAAAACUUCAAAUCUUUGAGCAUUAAAACUUUCAACUAUAGACCUGGUAUCUGGAGAGUUUCAAUUUCCACGUCGCGAGGUGGAUGUCAAUUGACAGUGAGACAUAAAUCACAAAAUGGAGUUAUCUAUGGGUUCACGAACGCAAGUGACUCGGAUAUAGUUAACACACAAAUCCCACUGCAGAGAUCUGCAAUUUCCAACAAUCAGAUGAUGUAUGUUCCAAUCAGAAUCAAACAAGGUUAUCCGCUGGCUAUUCUUACCUCGAAUUUAGAAAUUCAACUGGUGAAUAGAGCUCGCUACGAUAAACCAACAAGCUACAAAGUCAUCGAUGUUUUACAACGGGAUUCUGCCAAGUGCGCCUUUAGUUACAUCACUCCAAAAAUUGUGAUUCCAAGAAAUGAAUUGACGACAUACAUUCUCACUAGUUACGACGAUUCAAAUAAUUUGAUUCUUCGGCGUAUUUUCUAUUACUAUCAGCACUCUCCAGCAGAUGCUUCUCUAUGUCACGGGGGUCAAGUAGACCAAUACGGACAGUGUAUUUGUCCAGAACGUUACACUGGAGAAUACUGUUGGGACAGAAUUUGUGCUCCUGGUGCGACACUUUCUCACGGAAUAUGUAGCUGUUCUUCUGGAUUCUACGGCGAUUUUUGUGAACUGGAACUGUUGAUGCCGAAUGCUUCAACCACUAUGAUUCCUGGUACAGGUUCUCCAACAACUGUAGUCACACUUCAAACCACAACCAAAACUGGGCCACACGGCACUGGUUUCAUUUUCGUUUUUAUGAUUGUAAUUGCUUUCAACUUAUAA